CACCCAGAGGCAUUGAAGAAAAAAAGAUAAGAGAAAUAGACAGAGAGAAAGAAUGAGAGAGAGAGUGACUAAUUGAUUAGGUUGAAGCACUGACCAAGGCAUCUGUGUGGGAAAUCACCCCUUCAGGGAGAGGAAGGUGCCUUAACCCUUUGUGGGGAGCCUCUGGCUGUAGAGGAAGUGUGAGCGUCAUGUCUGAGUCCAGCGUGCUGCUGCUAGCUGGCCUGGUGCUGCUCCUGCUGCUGCUGUUCUGGAGGAGGAGGGGGACACAGGGGUGUGCACUGCCCCCAGGCCCCACUGGGCUGCCCCUGCUGGGAAACCUGACCCAAGUGGACAGGAGAGCGCCCUAUAGGACCUUCAUGAAGUGGAGUAAACAGUAUGGCCCAGUCAUCUCUGUGCAUUUUGGACCCCAGCACUUAGUGAUUCUGAGUGGGUACCAGACUGUAAAGGAGGCCCUGGUGGACCAGGCAGAUGACUUUGCAGGAAGGGCACAACCGCCUCUGGGCAUGAGAUUGUUGACAGGAUACGGUUUGAUCUUCAGUAACGGUGAACGCUUGCGCCAGCUGAGACGCUUCACACUGAGCACGCUCAGAGACUUUGGGAUGGGCCGCAAGAGGAUGGAGGAGUGGAUUCAGGAGGAGAGCACACACCUUCUGGAGAGCCUGAGACAAACCAAAUCGGCUCCAUUUGAUCCCAUGCUGUUCCUGAGCCGUGCCGUGUCCAACGUGAUCUGUGCUCUGGUGUUUGGACAGCGCUUUAGCUAUGACGACGUCAACUUCCAGCGUCUUCUCCAGAUCAUCUCUGCUGCAGUUCGCUUUGGGGGCACCCCCUUGGGUCUGCUGUACAACACCUUUCCCAUGUUGAUGGAUCUCCUCCCUGGCCCCCAUCAAACGGUCUUCAAACAGAUGGACGAGCUGAAAGCCUUCAUUAAAGACAAGAUCCAGCAGCACAAGGAGACUCUGGACCCUGACAACCCUCGAGACUUCAUUGACUGUUUCCUCAUCAGACUCGAGCAGGAGAAAGAUAUCCCAACCACGGAGUUCCACUAUGAUAACCUGGCAGCAACAGUAUUGAACCUUUUCAUGGCUGGGACUGAAACCACCAGCACCACCAUCAGACUUGCCUUCAUAUUACUCAUAAAGCACCCGGACAUUCAAGAACGUGUGCAUAAGGAGAUCGAUUCAGUGCUUGGCCAGCACGGUGUCCCACGAAUGGAAGACAGGAAGUCCCUCCCCUUCACUGAUGCCGUGAUCCAUGAAGUUCAGCGCUAUAUAGACAUUGUACCCCUCAGUCUCCCCCACAUGGCCACCAAGGACAUCUCAUUCAAGGGCUACACCAUUCCUAAGGACACCACGAUCCUUCCCAUGCUGCACUCUGUGCUCAGGGAGGACGACCAAUGGGAGAAGCCCUGGACCUUUAAUCCUGACCACUUCCUGGAGAACGAUGGCAGCUUCAGGAAGAACCCAGCAUUCCUUCCCUUCUCUGCAGGUAAACGGGUGUGUGCAGGUGAGUCAUUGGCACGGAUGGAGCUCCUGAUCUUUCUGGUGUCCAUACUACAGCAGUUCCACCUCAGCACCUCUGGAGGCCCAUCCAGCAUUAACAUCAACCCAGAGCUCAGCAGCUUUGCCAAUCUGCCUCAAAUAUCCCAGCUCAUUGUCACUCCCCGCUGACCAACAGUGGUACUGCAGCCCAGAACCACAAAGUCUCCACACCUUGCAAACUGUUGUAUAUUUCAAAUAUUAUUUAAAAGGGUACAAGGUACAAAUGUCAAAUUCUUCCAUUAAUUCCAUUAACAUUAAUUUAUGUUCACUACAGGUCUAUCCACUGGGGAAGUUUCUGACUUAAACAUUUUAGGUAAAAUAUUUAAGUCAGAAUGGAUUACUUGCAUUGCAUUAAUAUAAGAAAAAAAAUGUAUUGUAAGUUUUCUGUAAUUCAGUGUUUAAAUAUGCUAAUUAGGCACAUUUUGUAAUUAAAUAUGCUUACAUUUUAAAACACAGCAUUUGAGUUUUGGAGAAAGCCAAGUUAAAAAAAAUAUUUUCAUUGUGUUAACAUAUGGGAGAAAAAAUUCAGAGGGAUUUAUGGAUAUCCACUUUUGUUGUCUUGUAAAUCAGAAUAUACUGCCAAUAGCCUUAAAAAAAAUCGGUUGUCAGGUGAGGAGUAAUAUAUACAGGUGAAUUGUGUUUUUUAGCAAUUGUGAAAAACAGGAAACUGGAAAAGACAGACGAUUCAGUAGUGUAAAUGAUAAGUAAUUUACAGGCAACAUCCUACAGUGUAAUCUUAAUGCU
Sardina pilchardus (European sardine) is the source of this 2282-nucleotide messenger RNA. RefSeq names its product cytochrome P450 2A5-like. Gene Ontology annotation, cellular component: cytoplasm; intracellular membrane-bounded organelle. NCBI's taxonomy places the organism in Eukaryota, Metazoa, Chordata, Actinopteri, Clupeiformes, Clupeidae. Gene Ontology annotation, molecular function: iron ion binding; oxidoreductase activity, acting on paired donors, with incorporation or reduction of molecular oxygen, reduced flavin or flavoprotein as one donor, and incorporation of one atom of oxygen; heme binding. Gene Ontology annotation, biological process: xenobiotic metabolic process. The transcript has 10 exons. The coding region runs from base 189 to 1667 and encodes 492 amino acids. The record is from RefSeq and is a predicted model, not a curated record.